CGCUUCGGUUGACUCCUUUUUUUUGGAAUCUUCCGAAUAAAGAGGUGAGAGACAAUUAAAAAUCCCCCAUUCGGCGAUUUCUCUGGAUUCCGAUUCCCUCAGACGGAGAAUCCCAAUCCCACCAAGCGGCCCUAGAGAGAGAAAGUUAGAAAGAGAAGGGGAUAAUUUCAUUUCCCUCUGUAAAAUUGGUUCGGAAUUCGAUUCAAUUCCCCACCUCUUUUCUCUCAGGGUGCUGGUGAUUUUGCGACUAUGGGUGUGACCGUGAAGCAGAUGUCUCUGACAGUGGCACUUUUCGGUGUUCUCUCGUUCAUAUUCGGAGUUAUUGCUGAAAACAAGAAGCCAGCAACUGGAACUCCUAUGGUUGGGAAAGAUGUUGUGAUCUGCAAGUAUCCUUCAGAUCCAUCAGUUGUCCUUGGGUAUCUGUCUUUUGCUUUCCUCCUGGUAUCUACAGUUGCUGGGUUCUUGUCAUUGUUUUACCCAUACAAAGGGAAGUCCAUUCCACAAGCUGCGUUGUUCCGAAGCACUAGUUUCGUCAUAUUCCUCAACAUUUCUCUGCUUACAGCAGGACUAGCUGCAGCUCUGUUGCUAUGGCCUACAGUAACCGAGCAACUUCAUCACUCAAGAAAGGUUCAUCGCAAUCUCCAAACAAAAUGCCCAACUGCUAAGACCGGUCUUCUUGGUGGUGGUGCUUUUGUGUCCCUUGACGCAUCGCUCUUUUGGUUGGUUGCCCUGAUGUUAGCUGACAAUGCCCGAGAGGACUAUUUUGAGGAGACUGAAAAGGAUGUCAAGGGUGAAUAUGGACAGGUUUCUGCAAUCGAUUUCGAUGGACAUGCCAAUAUUAAAGGAAGUGCUUGAAGUGUGCUAGCGUCGAAAGGACAUGCCAAUACUCUUCCGUUCAUAUCUAUAUUCAUAAGCUCGCGUGUCGAGCAACUUUAUGUAGUGAAAAUGCAUGUAGAUACGAUUCGAGAUUGUUCGGUACAUUCUCUUUGUGGUUGUGGAUUUGGUAAAAUGAAGCAUGAAGAACUUUUUAAUUCGACGUCAUUAAAAUUUUC
Molecule: messenger RNA, 1052 nt
Organism: Malus domestica (apple)
Lineage: Eukaryota; Viridiplantae; Streptophyta; Magnoliopsida; Rosales; Rosaceae
Source: RefSeq, a predicted model, not a curated record